Messenger RNA from Phyllostomus hastatus (greater spear-nosed bat), 3252 nucleotides. It is a transcript of the gene TMEM123, whose product is annotated as transmembrane protein 123. The record is from RefSeq and is a predicted model, not a curated record. Bases 261 to 887 code for a protein of 208 amino acids. Gene Ontology annotation, cellular component: cytoplasmic vesicle. Lineage: Eukaryota; Metazoa; Chordata; Mammalia; Chiroptera; Phyllostomidae. The transcript has 4 exons.
AAACCCCGCCCCGCAUGCCGGCCCCGCCCCCUCGCCUCCGGUGGGCACCGUCCCACCACCCCGGCUUGGUUCGUAGCGCUCGCUUCAAGCCCUGCUCCGGCACCCUACUGAGCCACUGCGGGGCAGGUGGCGGGAAGGCAGGCGUGCUUGGCGGAAGCUGACGCGGAACAGGCUCGGGUGUGUAGAGGCACCGCUCCAGCUCGCGCCACUGCCACCUCAGUUGAGGACCCACGAGGCCGCUGAGUCCUGCCUUCAGAACAAUGGGACUCGGGACCCGAGGUAGCUGGGCCCUGUUCUUCGUGGGGGCGCUGCUCGUGCUGGCGCUGCUGAAAGUCGCCGUGGAAGGCGAAGACUCGGCGGGGAGUGUCCCACCUGUGCCUGCCAACAAUAGGAAUGAAUCUUCUAGCACGACCGUGAAACCAUCUACAACUUCAGUUUCGUCAGUGACAGUCAAUACCUCGAAAUCCACAGUGAAAUCCUCAACAGCCUCAGUUACUUCAGUCACAAAAAAUGUGACAGUCACCACCUUGAAAUCCACAACUUCCCAAGUGACAACACCUCCAGGGGUCUCAAUAAAUACAACAUCUACCACCUUAAAGUCUACACCCAAGAUAACAAGCAUUUCACAAAACACAUCACAGGUGUCCACAUCCACGAUGACCACAAACCACAACAGCUCGGUGACAUCUGUUUCUUCAUCAGUAACAAUAACAGCAACGAUAAAUUCUAAAGAAAACAAAGGAUCAAAAUUUGAUAUUGGCAGCUUUGUCGGUGGUAUUGCAUUAACACUGGGAAUUUUAUCUGUUCUUUACAUUGGAUGCAAAGUGUAUUAUUCAAGAAGAGGCAUUCAGUAUAGAACCAUUGAUGAACAUGAUGCCAUCAUUUAAGGAAAUAUGAGGACCAUUGGAAAGAAGAUCGAUGCAUCCCUGUCGAUUAGUUUAAGACCAUACUCUCUUUUUGAAAACAGUAUAAACAGGCCAUGCAUAUAAUGUACAAUACAUCCAUCAUAUAAAUAUGUAAAGACUUCUCAUGAUUACUAAAGGUAAAAAGGGUUUUUUGGGUUUCAUUUGGAACAUACAGUUAAUGCAGUGGUUAUAUUCACUUUUAGGAAAUAGAUGUUAAGACAAGUCCUGUCCCAGUUUCUUCGUGGCAUUGGUCACAUAGGGGCCAGUGAUUGGGAGACAUCAUCUCAGAAGGGCAUAGUGCCAUCUGGACAAACAAAUAAGGCGCUCGUCAUAGCACUCGGGAUGUGGGUUGUCUUACCUGCUCACGCAGAGAACUUAGUGCUACACAGAGCUGGAUGGAUAUAUGCUGAUUUACUGAUGUCACAUGGCAGGCAUUUUAUGAGUAAACCAGAUCUUAAGCAUAAUUUUAGUUUAAGUAUCUCUUCAAAAAGCAUGAAUAUUUUGUUUUAGUACUAGGUUUAGAGCCAAAAUGCAUCCCCUCCUCCCAAAACAAACAAAAAAUCAAAUAAAAGUAGAAACAAUACUGGAGUUUAGCCCUGUGAGAGCCUGUAUUUUUAUUAAUAACUUCUUUCAAGCUUUAGUGGCAGUUGAUAUAAUUAUCUUUUUUUCCCUCUAUAAUUUCAGUAAAUUGCAAUGUUUAACAGGAUAGUGUUUUAAAGACUUAGCUGUUAGUAUUAAGAAGUUAGAUUAUAUACUACUGUGAGAAUAUCAUCACCACUGGAAAUUGCUUUAUUUCAUAUUCAGCUAUUAUUUAGUGAAUAUUUUUAAGAGAUGUAGAGCUGCUUUCAAUAUAUAGAAAUUUUUAAUGCAGCAUAAACACACCUAACUUAAAAAAAAAAGCCCCUUAUUUGACUUCCAAUACAACAUGCAGGACUCUGUACAGUCAGAACUGUAGAUUAAUGCUCUGUUCCUCAAGCCAAGGAUUGUAGCACUCCCCUCACGCUACUAAACCUACAAGGUGGAAAUACUGCAUUUUUCUGCACUCUUGAUUUUACUCAAAAGAUGGACAAACAUCAUUUUUACACUAAAAUACCAACGUAUUUUGAAAUAAAUUCUUACCAAGAUUUAAGACAGGAGUUCCUUAUUUGGAUAUUCUUCCCACAACUCCUCUCUUGCUGAAGAGGAGGUACUUCCACAUGUAUUGUUAGCAGAGAGGAAAAGCAUUGUACUUAUAGGGACACUGAUAUUAGCUAACAUAUUUUGGAGUGUUUUCAGUUUUACAGUUUAUAUCCCAGUACUCAAAACUCAGGGUUGUUUUGACAAAAGAGGUAUUGCGUCAUACUGAGAUGGUAUUUCUAUCUUAGAUUAGUCAAAGUAAAUUACACCAAUUUCUAAUAGUCUAAAAAUGAGCUAAGAUAUUCUAGUAAACAUGCAGCUACAUUAAUAGGAAUUAUAUGUAACUUUUGUGAUCAGCUUUUGGUUUAUGGAGAUUAUAUCAAGCAAUUUGAUUUAAAAGAAUCAGUUCUACUCACUGUGCAUUAUGGCCAGUUGAUGGGAUGAACGCGGAUGAUGGAAGUUAUCCCAGAUACGGACAUGACAGGAUGGAUGUGACACACGCUGUAUGGAGAAAAUAUUAUGAAACCGGUCUUUUAUAGCAGUGGGGCCUUUUACAUUUAAGUUGUUUUGUCCCCUGCAUUCUUGAUGUUUCAGUACUUCAAAUAAGUCAGAAUUUUGUAGACAGGCCUGGAAUUUUCUUGCAUACUUCUUUCUUUAGCACUUUGAAGGUAAAAAACCACUUUUUAAAUACUAAAUGUCAUCGUAUGCCUUUAAAGUUUUCUGUGCUUUGGGUAUAGCACAAAAAGUUUUCUGUGCUGUAUAUAAGUUGUAUAAUUUGCUACUUUUAAAUACCAGUAUUUCUCUACAGUCAGGUGUUUUUGGUUAUGUGCAAAAAUUGAGGGAAACAGGGAGGCAAACCAAUAUUUUGCUUUGGAGUAUAUUUUCUAAUUUUUUCCUAAUUAUAUUGACUUAAAGCAAACAUUCCAUUUUGUUUGCAUUCCUUGAGAAUGUAUUUACUUGAAGAUAAAAGCAAUUCAGAUGUAUAUAUUAUCAGGUAGAAUCCAAUCAGUGAUUUUAAAAUUUCCUUGGAUAAUUUGUAAAAUAAAUAUUUCAAAUACAGAUACAUCAGAGUUGGCAGUAUACUGCAGUGAUAAUUUUGUAUUUUUCAGGAAAAAAUUUAAAGUGAAUCCUCUUUUUUCUUUUUAUUAUAAUGACCAGCUUUGGAUAUUUCAUUGUUAACUAAGAUCUAAGAUCUAUUUUUAGAAUAAAAGUUUGUUCACCAAGAGUUUUA